Messenger RNA from Jaculus jaculus (lesser Egyptian jerboa), 2824 nucleotides. It is a transcript of the gene Josd1, whose product is annotated as Josephin domain containing 1. NCBI's taxonomy places the organism in Eukaryota, Metazoa, Chordata, Mammalia, Rodentia, Dipodidae. The record is from RefSeq and is a predicted model, not a curated record. The coding region runs from base 268 to 876 and encodes 202 amino acids. Gene Ontology annotation, biological process: protein deubiquitination. Gene Ontology annotation, molecular function: cysteine-type deubiquitinase activity. The transcript has 4 exons.
GUGUGUGUGUGUGUGUGUGUUUAUAUUCUGCACUUUGAAAGUGGUGGCGAAAUAAACUAAAAGUUAUUUUUCUAUUGAGAAGACAGAAGAGGUGGAUUUUUUUUUUUCCAUUUUGAUUCCAACCUUUUCUCCCCGUGACAAGGCAUAAAUCAUGGACACCAGAGAAUAAGGCAGACCUCAGGAAUCUGAAUACAGGGAAGCUUACAUCUCCCUCGGGAGGGAAGAGUGGGGUGUUCUCAGCCCUCUCUGGAACCCAAGGCGAAAAACAUGAGUUGCAUGCCAUGGAAAGGCGACAAGGCCAAAUCCGAAUCCUUGGAGCUGCCCCAGGCGGCACCCCCACAAAUCUACCAUGAGAAACAGCGCCGGGAGCUCUGUGCUCUCCACGCCCUCAACAACGUCUUCCAGGACAGCAAUGCCUUCACGCGGGAAACGCUGCAGGAUAUUUUCCAGAGGUUGUCUCCAAACACCAUGGUGACACCCCACAAGAAGAGCAUGCUGGGAAAUGGGAACUAUGAUGUGAACGUCAUUAUGGCAGCACUUCAAACCAAAGGCUAUGAAGCUGUUUGGUGGGACAAGCGCAGGGAUGUCGGUGUCAUUGCUCUCACUAAUGUCAUGGGUUUCAUCAUGAACCUGCCCUCCAGUCUGUGCUGGGGUCCACUCAAGUUGCCUCUCAAAAGGCAGCACUGGAUCUGUGUUCGGGAGGUGGAUGGGGCCUACUACAACCUUGACUCCAAACUCAAGAUGCCCGAGUGGAUUGGAGGCGAGAGUGAGCUCAGGAAAUUUUUAAAACACCAUUUGCGAGGAAAAAACUGUGAACUCCUGUUGGUGGUACCAGAAGAGGUGGAAGCCCGUCAGAGCUGGAGGGCUGAUGUGUAACAAUUCUCAACCUGCCCUGGCCUCAACCCUCAGUUCUCCUUGAUGUGCUGUGGCCUGUUCCAUGGCUCUGCCCUGGCCACUUCCCCAAACAUCUCAUCGGGUUUCCCCUUCAGGUUUGCUAGUGCAAUAGGACAGAUAUGUGGACUGUUAAUACAAGAACCACCCAGCAUUGUCUGUGCCUGGGGAAGGAAGGUAGGAGCUCUCUGAGCAGGUAGGGCAAGCCACUAGACAUCAUUUGCUCUAUUUCAGAGAGGAGAGGGAGUGAGGGGUCGUGGCUUAUUUCCCCCUUUCUAUGAGGACUUGACCCCGGCUCUGCUGGAAUCAACACUGCUGCUUCAGGCUCAUGGGGAGGCUGCCUUUUUUCUCUCUUGUGCACCAGUGGGUCUAGGACACAGUACAUGCACAGACACGUGACUGCCUCAAAGGACGUGGAGCAUAAGAGUCUCUCAGGAAACCAUCUGCAACCCCUCCUCCCCCAGUGGUAGCAUCAUACGCUGCCUGCAUCCUAAAAUGCCACCCCUUACCCCAUUUGAAGGAUGGUUUAUAGCCAGCCUUGGAGCUUUGCAGUGAAAAGUUCUCUGAUAUUCCAAAGUGAGUGGUGGAUCCCACAAUAUUCUAGCAAGACACGAGAAAGAUAACUAAGGAAAUGUGGCUAAAUCCACACUGGGGACAGUUACGGAGUGGCCUUUUAUGUCAGUUUUGUCGCUACCAUUUCACUACAUUGACUAGGAAGCUCUGGGGCAAAAAGACAAUAAAGGGGGAAUUUUCAGAAACACAUCUACCCUUGACAUUAGAUUCCACUUAAGUAUGGGACAAAGUUGGGUGAGGAAACUGUUUCAAAGGUAAGCUUCACAGUGUCAGAGCAGCUAGGAUUGGUAGAAGUUCUGGGCUUGGAGACCAUGGCUGUAAUGAGAAGUACAGCUCUCGAGUUUGGAUCAAUGUGCAUUUUGUCAGAAAAACCUGAGCUUGUCAUUGCCAUGUAGUUUCAUUUACCAAACAGGGUUGGCCUGCCCCUACCUCUUCAAAUAGUUGUAGGCCACUUUUCUCCUGUUACUUUGGAAAACAGGAAAAAGAGUGGAUAUAAGUAUACCACACACUACCACCACCAAAGUGGCUGUGGUUGCCUCAAGGCAGGUGGGCAGGUGGGUGACCCAACCAGUCCUUAGGGAGCUCCACAGGUCUAAGAGCUGCCCCACUGGCCAGACUUCUCCAGCAGCAGAGCUAGCCUGGGGCUUGCAUGUCGAUCCUGAGCAAGCUUUAACGGGGGAAGCUGGGGCUUUCUCCCACUGUGACUGGAGUGCAUGUUUACACCAGCACUUUUUCUGCACAUGUCUCUUCAAUCCAACAAGGCCGUUUUUUAUGCCGAGUAGCAGAGGCUUUAAAUGGCUACUGUUUCGCUCUCAGCAGCUGGCCAUGGUCUCUUCUGCACCAUUUUCUACACCAGACCUGCUUGGCACCACAGGGAGCGCCACCCCUGCACAAUGACAUUCCAACCACCACCAGCCAGAAGUUACAGCCAACUUUGAUGAUUGUCACAAGCAGGGCCUUGGGUCCAUUGGCACUGUCAGUGAUAGUAAGCCAUUUCUUGGGAGGAGCAAAUCUCCUCUCCACCAAUCUGCUUGGGCCUUUCCAAAUGGCACUUCAAAGGAAUCCCAUGCACGUGGAGUCCAUGAGCCAAUGGGAUAUGCAAAGAUGCUUAAACAUUUCAGGGCUGGUUUCUGUUCAUAUCUACUUCUGGUGCUUAGGAACAGGGACCCAAGCUGAUGCCCAAGGGCAGAAAGCUCCACUUCCUAUAGGAAGGGGCAGGCCUGACCCUGAUGCCCAGUAAGGGGCAACCCUAGGCUUUGUUUUUUCUUGCUUUUAUUCCCUUUUUUGUUGGCCUUGUGCUGGGUUUGUUUACAGAAGAUGUAUUUUGUUUAACCAAAUAUUAAAAAUGGGAAACUCUGAA